Molecule: messenger RNA, 5447 nt
Organism: Pistacia vera
Lineage: Eukaryota; Viridiplantae; Streptophyta; Magnoliopsida; Sapindales; Anacardiaceae
Product: probable disease resistance protein At4g27220
Exons: 8
Coding region: 542-4720 (1392 amino acids)
Molecular function (GO): ADP binding
Source: RefSeq, a predicted model, not a curated record
CUUUCAGAAAUCACUAAAACACUUUCACUUGUAAACCUCUCUCAACUCUCAUCCCUUCAGCUACCACAAAAAAUACUCUUACUCGAAAACCAGAUCGCUUGAUUUUUCACUCCUCUCCUGUUCCCUUUUUUCUUGUUUACCAAAAAGAAUCCUUUCCCAUUUUCUUAUUUUCCGUUUAGAAAAAAGAACGAAAAGAUCUUCUGUAUUUCGGUUUGCAGUUGUCCUGUUGCUUUCUCUGUUUUAUUUUCUGCUAUUUUUCCCCUUUUCCUUAAUUCUUGUUAAAAAAAAAAAAAAAAAAUAUUUCAGCAUUUUCGGUGUUUGUCCUCACCCCUCUUCUUUUCUUUGAGUUUGCAUCAUUGUUGUGUUGCUGUUAUUUCUGUAUUUUUCUUACCUCUUUUUUUUUGUGUGUUUUGCAAAAUUGAAAGUUUGCACCCCCUAGUUGUCCUGCUUUAACUCUGUCUUAAUAUCAUUUACUUUCUCUCUUAUUUUUUUUCAAUCUUAAAAAAAAAAAAAAGUGAAGGAGAAGGAAACAGUGUUGAGAAUGGCCGAUAUCGCGAGUUUUGUUCUGGAUGUUGUCAAGUGCUUGGCUGCUCCGGUUGGGCGUCAAUUUAUGUACCUGUACAACUACAAGAAGAACAUUGACAAUCUCCAAGGUGAAGUUAGGAAGCUGAAGAAUACGAGAGAGGAAGUGCAAGUUAAGGUUACUGCUGCUGAAAGAAACGCGGAAGUGAUCAAACAGAAUGUUAAGGACUGGCAGACGGAUGUUGAGAGGACCAUUACUGAAGCAGAGCAGUUGAUUCCAGAGGAAGGAAACAGCCCUCGAUGUUUCAAGGGAUUGUGCCCCAACUGGAUCACCCGCUACAAACAUGGCAAGAAAGCAUUCAAGUUAAAGGAGAAUGAUAUCAGUCAAUUCCUAGAUAAGAAUAAUUUUCCAUUCCUACGGCUAGAAGAUAAUGUUGGCCAUCCUACUAUUUCUCAGGAGAUAUGGCUUAGAUCUACCAAAGAUUAUGUGGCUUUGGAAUCAAGAACUUCCACUGAGAAGAAUGUUUGGGAAGCAUUGAACGAUGAGAGUAUCUACAUGAUCGGUGUUUAUGGGAUGGGAGGUCUCGGCAAGACCACGCUUGUGCAGGGAGUUGGUAGGAAAGCCAUGGAAGAACAACUCUUUGAUGAGGUGGUUUUGAUAGAAGUAACAGGAACUCCAAAUAUAGAGACCAUUCAAUCAAAAAUUGCUCAAAAAUUGGGUCUCAAAUUGGAUAAGGAGAGUGAUGUAGCAGAUAAGGCAAAUAAGUUAUAUGAAAGAUUGAAGAUGACUAAGAAGGGUCAGAAGGAUGAGAAGGGUAAGGAGGAUGAGAAGGAUAUGAGGCCUGUGGAGAUGAAUAAGAAGGAUGAGCAGGAUGAGAAGGGUGACAAGGGUGACGAGGGUAAGAAGGAUGAGAAGGAUAUGAGGCCUGUGAAGAUUCUUUUGAUUCUAGAUAAUAUCUGGGAAGAUCUUGAUUUAGAUGCUGUGGGAAUUCCUUCCAAAGAUGAUCGUGGUGGAUGUAAACUACUGCUCACAACAAGAAAACUUGAGGUGUUAAAUAGCAUGAAUUCUUCCAAGAAUUUCAAGAUGGGUACUUUAAAAGAAGAAGAAGCUUGGAGCCUAUUCCAGAAGAUGGCAGGUGGUGUAAUUCAAAACCGUGAAUUGAAUUCUUUGGCCCAAGAUGUAUGUAAGGAAUGUGGAGGCUUGCCUAUUGUCAUUUGUACUGUAGCAAAAGCAUUAAAGAGCAAGCGUCGUCCAUCUGAUUGGAAAGUUGCCUUGCAAGACUUAAAAGCUCCUUCACCAGCAAAGUUCAUGGGAGUACUGGAAAAGGAAUACAUGAAUAUCGCCUUGAGUUACAAAUAUUUAAGAGAUGAUGAGCUCAAGAAAACAUUUUUAAUUUCUAGUCUAAUGAAAAAUAAUACUUCCAUUUCAGACUUUUUCAUACAUGUUGUGGGAUUGGAUAUACUUGAAGGAGCUAACCUGAAAAUGGAAGAAGCAAGGGAUAGAUUAGAUACAUUGGUUCGCGACUUGAAAGACUCUUGUUUGUUAACUGACGGUUUCACAAGCGAACAAUUUGCUAUGCAUGAUGUUGUCCGUGCUGUUGCUGUUACAGUUUCAUAUACAGACCACCAUGUAUUUACAGGGAGAAAUGAUGUUGAAAGGGAAUGGAAGGAUAAAGAUAAGCUCAAGAAAUGCACUAAAAUCUCCUUAACUGAUAGUAGUACAGUUAUUAGUAAGUUAUGGCCUAAUGAUCUGGAUUGUCCAAAUCUCGAAUAUUUCUCUAUGACUAAUAUGUGGGGUUUCCAUUCUUCUUUUGAAAUCCCUAAGGACUUUUUCACUGUGAUGCCAAAGCUCAAAACUUUAAUUUUAUGUGGAAUGCAUCAAUCGUCGUUGCCGUCGUCACUUGAUCUUCUAACAAACCUUCGAACUUUGUGUUUAAAUGAUAGCAACAUUGAAGAUGUUGCUAUUAUCGGAAAGCUAAAGAGGCUAAAAGUUCUUAGCUUGCGAAAUUCAUCUAUUAACGAAUUGCCAAUAGAAUUGGGUCAAUUGACUCAACUAAGGUUAUUGGAUUUAAACUAUUGUUGGCAAUUAAAAGUUAUUGUGCCAAAUGUGAUAUCAAAAUUAUCUCAACUAGAAGAAUUGUAUAUAAGGGGAUGUUGUAUUCAAUGGAAGGUUGAAGUACUCGAGGAAUUGAAGCUCUUGUCUCAACUGGCUAGUUUAGAAUUAGAUAUCAAAGAUAGCAAGAUGUUGGCUAAAGACUUCUUUUCCAAAGAGCUUAAAAGGUACAAAAUAUCAGUAGGAGAUUUUUCAUCCCUAUCAGGAGGAGAUUGGUUAUCCCUACCAAAAUUGUCAUCCCAAUUUUCAAGAUAUAAUGAAGAUGUGGGUUUGAGGAUGUUCAAAUUGAAACUUAAUUCUACCAUCUCCUUAGAAGAAUUACAAGGAAUCAGGAAUGUUGAACACUUAGUCUGUUUUUCAGAUGUUGAGAAUUGUUUGAAUGAUUUUGUCACUCUCAUGCCACUUUUUAAUGAAAAGGUUAUUUUCACCAAUUUGAAGGCCUUGGAAUUGAAGUAUAUUAGUUGUGGAAAGAUUUGGGAUAACAAAUUUGCAACACUUAUGUCUUCCUCCUAUCAGAAUUUGACAUGCUUUAUCUUGGGGAAGUGUGGAAAAAUAAAAUAUGUGUUUCCAUCUUCCGUUGCCAAAAACCUCCAGACUCUACAACGCCUUGAGAUAAUGGAUUGUGAGGUUCUAGAGGAGAUUGUUGCGGAAGAAGAAGGAGCAAAAGCUGUUUUUAAUUUUGCCUUUCCGCAGGUUACCUAUUUGCAGCUUGAGAAAUUGCCAAAUCUUACAGCUUUCUAUCAUGGAAUACAUACUUGUGAAUUGCCGAUGUUAAAAGGGUUGGUGAUCAAUGAAUGUGAAAAAUUCACAUCAAAAUAUCUAAGCUUCCAAGAAAAUUCAUUUCAUAUUUCAGAGCCAAAAUCCCUUUAUCUGAAGCAUAAGAUCAAUCAUGAUUUGGAGGUACUUGAAUUAAGAAAUGGUGGGAAAGGGAUUAUAUGGCAAAGCCAAUCUAAAGCUCUCACGAUCAAAGGUGAUGAGUUAGCAAAUAAUCCACUCCAACACUUUCAAAGAUUUGAAAAUAUGAAUAAGCUCAAACUAUCUGGAUGUGAUCAAAUCAAAGAGCUAUUCUUUCCAAAUCUUCCAAAUCUUGAAGUUCUAGAUGUACAGGACUGCAGUGAAUUGAUUUAUCUAGCGUCAUCCUCAACUUCUUUCCAGAAUCUUAAAGCUUUGACAGUCGACAAUUGCCAUGAGUUGAUGAAGUUAAUAACACCUUCAACAGCAAGACUUUUUAUCUUGACGAGAUGUGGAAAAAUAAAAUAUGCAUUUCCAUCUUCCGUUGCCAAAAGCCUCCAUACUCUACAACGCCUUGAGAUAAUGGAUUGUGAGGUUCUAGAGGAGAUUGUUGCAGAAGAAGAAGGAGCAAAAGCUGCUUUUAAUUUUGCCUUUCCGCAGAUUACCUAUUUGCAGCUUGAGAAAUUGCCAAAUCUUACAGCUUUCUAUCCUGGAAUACAUACUUGUGAAUUGCCGAUGUUAAAAGGGUUGGUGAUCAAUGAAUGUGAAAAAUUCACUUCAAAAUGUCUAAGCUUCCAAGAAAAUUCAUUUCAUAUUCCAGAGCUAAAGUCCCUCUGCUUGGAGCAUAAGGCUGACUCCAAUUUGGAGGAAUUGACAUUAAGUGGAAGGGACAUCAUGUCGAUUUGGGUAAGAGAAUUUCAAGAGAGCUUUGGCAAAGUAAAAACUAUUCAAUUGAUUAAUGAUGUAUAUGCAAACAUUUCAAUUCAAAUCCUUCACAAAUUUAACAGUCUUGAAGAACUCAUACCGAAAGCGAGUUCAUAUGAAGAGAUAUUCUCGUUUGAAGAGGAUAAAGAACACAUUGGAGCACUCACAAAAUUAAAAGAUUUAGAAUUGCGAGGACUUUCAAAUUUAAAGUGUAUUUGGAAACAAGACUCCCGAUUGAACUCAGUUCUGCAAAAUCGUGAUUGUCUAAGGGUGGAAUAUUGUCACAAAUUAACUACUUUAUUGCCAUCUUUAGCAUCUUUUGAAAAUCUGAGGACUUUGAGGGUAAACUAUUGCAAUGGAAUGCAAAACUUAAUGUCAUCCUCAACAGUCAAAAGUCUAGUGCAGUUAGAAGAGUUUUUUUAUAGGUAAAUGUGAAAUGAUCACAUAAGUAUUAGCAAAUGAGGGAGAUAUAGAGAAAGGUAAAAUUGUUUUUGAGAAAUGGAAGGUGUUGUACUUGUAUCAUUUAGAAAGUCUCACAUGCUUCUACUGCUUUGAGGAUUACACCUUAAAAUUCCUCUUCUUGGAAAGAUUAUUUGUGAGAAGAUGCUCCAAGAUGAAGACUUUCUCUAGAGGAGGGUUAAGCAUGCCAAGGUUACAAAAGUUGAACGUGAGAGAUUGUUCAGAAAGUGACAUUGAUACAAUCACAUAACAAUUACAAAAUGGCAGAAUCGAGCAAAGGCUAUUGAGAUUCUUGUCUAGGACCUUAAUGUUUUUGCAUCCUUCAAUGAAGAACUUUUCAAGGAGAUUUACCCAGCUUCUUACACUUGAUAACUUUAGGCAAAGUGGGUAGCUUUCCAAGUAUGGAGACACAAAGUCGGUUAGCAACAUUAUGCUUGUAGAACUUAAAAAGCUAAUUGAAGCAAAUCCCCUGUUUCGUGACAAGCUUACAUUCCCAGCCUCCAAAAGUUCACAACUGAGGACAUUAAUAAACCAGAGAUGAUAUUACCUCCUCCUGAUAGACUUAUUCUAUAGAACUCACUUCCUUUUGAAAAAAAAAAUUCAGUUUAAAUUAGCAGCAUCAACAUUGCAGGAAUCCUCGUCCAAACCCUGAUAUUAAAACACUCUUCACUGAUCAUUCUUGCAACCCUAUGGCUAA